Messenger RNA from Melitaea cinxia (Glanville fritillary), 1032 nucleotides. RefSeq lists its product as uncharacterized. The record is from RefSeq and is a predicted model, not a curated record. Bases 1 to 750 code for a protein of 249 amino acids. The transcript has 6 exons. Lineage: Eukaryota; Metazoa; Arthropoda; Insecta; Lepidoptera; Nymphalidae.
AUGGCCGACAAACUUGGCCACACUUACAUAGGGGACAGUAUCCUUAAGUCCAAACAUGAAUCUAGUACCAAUUUAGUCGGUAAAUUUACACAGAGCGUACGCCGGAUUGUUCAAGAUGUUAAAGACGAGGGCACUUCCAGCGGACAGACUAAAGAAGAGGUAAUAGAAACAAACGAAAGACUUCGCAUGGUAAGAGUUCGUCUCGAUGAGAACUACGACACGGCAAAGAAAGCUCUCGUCACCCUCAUGACGCGAUACAAUGAGUCCAAGGCUGAGAGGAAUGUGUUUACUCGGUACGCCCUACUUAAAGCAAUGAUCAAGGAUGUUAUCCGCCUCGAGACUCAAUACUGGUCCCUCGUCGAAAUUCCGAAGCAGGAGAAGGCAGAAACGGUACCAGCAUUCGUACUACGCGCGUGCGCAAUCAUGGAAAAGACACAGAAAUCUGGAGAGGGUGUCAAAACAUCUUCAAAACUCGCUGAAGAAGCAGCCGAUAGACGAGAGCGGAUAGAACGACUCAACGACAUGACGACAUCUCAGAUAGAGGCCGAAAAUACGCAGAUGACAAAUGAUUUAUAUCGUUUACUUAAGAAGUAUACAGGCCUGCGGAAUCUUAUCAGAGAACUUAAGUCGGAGUACGUCAGUUCGAAGAUAUAUCCGAUGUUCCCGAGGUACACGAUGCUGAAAGACAUGAUUAAGGACAUAAUGCACGACCCUGACUACAUGGAGGUAUGCCACGAGGUGGACCCUUAGCGUGGAGUGCGCAAAUAGAUGAGGGCCUCCUUCACCGACCGCUCGCGGUCGAGACGUCGCUAGCUGAGUUGUCCUCGGACUCUCUGAGGAUACAGGUUGAAAUUCCAUUGCCACUUUUGAGAUUACACGGAUAGCCCGUGUAGCGUAUGUUUGUCAGCUUUAUCGCGGAAAUUUUAAAUAUUUUUUAUCGUUCUUAAAUUAAAAUUUACGAAGUAUGCACAUAGCCCUAACACUAUGUUUGCCCGCUUUUAGUAUUCCGAGAACCUGUCUGAGCGUAAUAUC